Molecule: messenger RNA, 1719 nt
Organism: Nematocida ausubeli
Lineage: Eukaryota; Fungi; Microsporidia
Exons: 1
Coding region: 1-1719 (572 amino acids)
Source: RefSeq, a predicted model, not a curated record
AUGAAGCAAGAUAAGAGAGUAGGAACAGAACUUAGUACACAUACUGUAAAAAGUAGUGACAAAAGGACAGAACUUAAUCCACAUGCGCCAUAUAUUCUGGAUAACCAUACUAAUUCCAACGGGGUAACAGAACUUAUUAUGCAGGAGGAAAAAGUAGUGGAUAAUAAUACAGAACUUAGUACACAUGGUGUAAAAAGUAAUGACAAAAUAACAAAAAGAAUCUUUCUCUUUUUAUUGCUGGUUGGGGGCCUCAACCUUCUUGUCUCUGCACCCCUUCAUGUAACUGAGAUAUUUAAUGACAGAAUGCAAGUGGGAAAGUAUAUUUUAAAAAAUUUCCAAGGCUGCAGUGAAUUAUCCCUAAAAGAAAGAAUAGACUGCAUAAACAACCAAAAAACAACGGUCUUUCCUAAUAGGGUAAUACAAAAGUUUCUAUCAAGCAAUUUCAUUAAUGAGCCAACAAAUUCAACUGUUUUCCAAGAUUUAUUGAGAAAUAUUAAUUUUGGCGGUUUUGUGUGCUUCCUAAUUGGGAAAUUAGUAGGUUAUAUAAUGUUUUUAUUUUAUGACAAAUAUUUGCCCAAUAAGGAAAAACAACAGUCAAAAUUCAUCACCUUAUUUUUCAUUAUCUUCACAAUUCCAGGCCUAAUUCUUCACAGUAUAAUAAUUAACGGAAUUUUCCCAGAACUUUUCACAAAAAAUGUCAUAAGUCUUGGGAUUUUCACGCAAAGGUUUUUUUUGGGCAUAAAUAAUUCGUUAAUCUUAACGUACAUAGAUUUAAAGGGAAGAACCCUUUCUACCCAAAAGAACCUGUUCUCUUCAGUAAAGAUACUCACAGGAUCUCUUAGUUUCGUAUUUCCUGCAAUUUUCAGUGAAAUUUAUUACCAAAUUCAGCCAGACCUGGCAAUGGUUAUAAUUAGUCUAAUAAUACUACUGCCCUGCGUACUAAUACCAGCACUAGAGCAUAUGACUAAUUACAACAAGAAUAGUGAGUGUGUGACUAAUUACAGCGGGGAGGAAGAAGUAAUGAUAGAAAUGACAGAACUUAAUACACACGUGCCAUAUAACCCGGAUAAUACGACUAAUUCUAACACAAAUACAAGACUUAGUACACAUAUUGUAAAAAGUAAUGACACUAUCUCACAAAAAAACACAAAUAACAGUACUUUAACGGAAUUCCUUCAAAAAAUACGCCAUUCACUUGAAUGGUUUGGUGUUUUGCCACUCUUAUACCCUCUCGCAUUCUAUAUGACGGGUGUAAAUGCCUUUUUGUAUUAUAAAGAGAUAUCAAUUCUCUCAUCCUCUAGUUCUCUCUCGUUGAUUUUAUUGCUUAGCCCGUUGCUUGGGGGAAUUUUAGGAUUAUUUUUCACAAAAAGCGCCAUAAGCCCUGUCAGAGUUUCUUUUGGGUUUUUGGCAGUUGGGAUUCUUCAGAUUAUUUUUUAUUUUUUAAAAUUUUUCGAGUUUAACCAGAUAAUAAUUGUUGUCUUGGUUGGUUUUAUGAUAGUCAAUUUAACGGUUUGUUUAAAUCCGUUACUUUCUGUUAUACCGGUUUUAUAUGAAAAAUCUGUCAGAUUUGUUGUUAUUUUUGGUUUUUAUCAGCAAAUUAUUGAUAUUUUUAGUUUCUCACUUGUGUCAUUACUUUUUACGCAAAGUGGCAUAAGCUUUGUCUGGGUGACUGGGAUAUUUUCAAUUGUUUCUGGGACUCUUAUACAUUAUGUCCUUUGA